AUGGAACCACUUGGGGAUAGAAAGCUAAAACUCUUUGGUUUUCUAAUCGAUCCAUGUGUGAAAAAUUCUGAAGAUAGAAGCAUAAAUGUAUCCAAAAAGGAAGAAAGGUCAAAAAUCCCUUCAAAUCCCAAGAAGUACAAAUGCCCGUUUUGUUUUAAGAAGUUUAUGAAUUCACAAGCUUUGGGAGGUCAUCAAAAUGCCCAUAAGAAAGAGAGAAUGAAGAAGAAAAAGAUGGAGCUUCAAGCUAAUAGAGCUAAAUUCAAUCUUUACUUUGGGGCUCUUUUGAGUGAUAUCCAUGAUCCUACUCUAUCCUUCAAUGGGAUUUCCUCUGAUUUUACCUUUUACUCCUUGGACAACUAUCAAAAUGUGAACUUUAGCAAUACCCAUAUUGUCAAUUUGCCUUUCCUUUCUUCUUGCUCUAAGUUUGAACAAGAUGGGUUUACUUUAGGGAUAGGAAAUAAUGGCACAUGCUAG
Lactuca sativa (garden lettuce) is the source of this 474-nucleotide messenger RNA. RefSeq names its product zinc finger protein 5-like. Gene Ontology annotation, cellular component: nucleus. Gene Ontology annotation, biological process: trichome morphogenesis; gibberellic acid mediated signaling pathway; cytokinin-activated signaling pathway. The record is from RefSeq and is a predicted model, not a curated record. Gene Ontology annotation, molecular function: DNA-binding transcription factor activity; transcription cis-regulatory region binding. Lineage: Eukaryota; Viridiplantae; Streptophyta; Magnoliopsida; Asterales; Asteraceae.